AUGGAUAUCAACACUUGGACAAUUAGAAAGAGAAAUUACCAUCUCGAGACUGUCAAAGCUACAAUUGCGGCUAAGCCAAGCACAGAGCACCCGCUAUCAGGAAACUCAAAAAAGCAAACUGUCGAGUUUAUAGAUCCAUUAGGCCUUAAUUCAAAAAGAAAACAAACUCGAGAAGACAUUCUCCUGAGCCCUAAAGAAGAUCCAUUAGAGUAUUGGGCUGUUCUAAGCAAAAUGACUUCAGAAAAAUACCAAAGUACAACUGGCUUUAAAAUCACUACAGACAGCCAAGAAAAUGAAGAGGUGAAAGUUGUCCAGCAUGCUUUCUCUCGCAUGGAGCUCUUAGAAGCCCCAUCAAAGCACAAGUCCAAUGAAAUUUCUUAUGUCUCUCACAAAGAAUUUAUCACUCACAUAGAAACUCUCACGCGAGAACUAGACCAAGCUUGGGGAAUUAAUGAUAGAGUCAAAACAUUAAAACUUGCAAUUCAAGCAACUAAAAUGUUAAAAGAUGUGACUGAUCCAGCAUAUUACCCAUCUGUUUUUAUUACUAUAACGAAUAUGUUGGAGCACUUUGGAGACUUGGUUUACCAGAGAUUGAUGAAUAUUGCAUUUGAUGGGAAAACUGAUGAAAUUUUUUUGCCAACUCAAGUAAAUGAGCUAGCUAGAGAUACAGCUACAAAUUGGUUUUUGAAAAUUUCUUGCAUAAGAGAGCUUCAGCCUAGGAUUUUUAUAGAAAUGGCUUUGCUAAAGUGUUAUAGGUUUUUGUGGAUUGAUAAAUACCCAGAAGUGCUGGGGAGAUUAGUGUCACAGAUAAGGGGGAUUGGAAAUCCUAUGAUGGCAGCUUAUGCAAGCAUGUUUUUGGCAAAGCAAGCGAUUAAUUUGAGUAUGAAUAGUAGGCAAUAUCUUAAUGAUUUAAUUGAAGAUGUCUGUGAAAAUUUAGUUUUGGCACCUCCUGAGCAGUAUGAAGUGAGCACGCCAGCACUUGAGUGGGUAUUUUAUUGUGUGGCAUAUGGAAGCUCUAGAGAUUUAUUGUUUCAAAUUCUAGAAAAACUGGCUUCUGCUAUAGAAAAACAGCCAGAUAUAUUAAGAGCUUUAAUUGAAGAAUUUCCAGGCAGACACAUAACUUCUCAAAUGAGUUUAUUUAUAGAUAAAAUGAACUCAAUUAGGAUCCCUGCAGAAUCAUUAAAAGUUGCAGUUGCGUUGGCAAGAGCAGUUUAUGAUAGCCCUCAAGACCAAGAUUCUUUACCUUUAUUGAGCACUCUUUGGAGUGCUAUAGAAAGAAAUGGGCAUACUGAUAUUAAUUUAUAUUUAAAAGCAGCAGAUGUGUUCUUCCAAAUUUAUCUAAAACAAUUCGGUCCUAAAGAAGUCAAUGGGCUACUUGAUAGUGUUCUAGCUCUUCUUAAAAAAAAUGGUACUGGAAGAGAUUGGUCAGGAUCAUUAGCAAAUAUAAUGAACGUUUUAAUAGUGCAUUCAAAAGACCUCUCAGCAUUAUUAUCUUUAGAAAGCUUUUUAUCGGUUUCAUGUCAAAUGACUGUGGAAUUUUGAUAGUGCGACAUCUCAUAGGGAAAAAUUUGUUCGAAUCAUUUUAUAGUGAGACAAAACCGUUAAAUUUCGGCUAAAUAAGCACACUGCUAAAAAUUUUCGACCAAAAGUACUUCUGUGAAACACACUAUCAUUGGACCUGCACCCUUUUUAUCAUUUCUCGAUGAGUUCUCAAUUCAAAAAAAAUCUGAAAUUUGUAAUAAAAUAGUCGAGCAUUAUGCUAGAGAAGAAAUAAAAUUCACAGUCUCAAACCCUCUAAUGAUUCAUGCACUUUUCCAAGUAACAAGAGUAGUCCACGACAGUAUUGAUAUUUCUGAGCAUAGUCCUGAAUUUGUUGAUAGAGUUUCAAGAUUAAUUUGCAGAUUCUUGAAAAAUGUAAUUUUUAUUUAGUUAAAUUUUGGCAGAAAUUUAGAGCAGCAUCUGUCAGUUUUAACAGAUGCUAGAGCUUCAUUUAUUAACCUAGACGUUGUCACAGAAACUCUUGUAUACGCUGUACUAGAUAUCGCAAUGAGAGCAUACAGGCUUGUAGGAGGCAAACAUAACCUUAAAACCCAUGCAUUCCUUAAAGCUUGUAUCUCUUAUGCCCACAUCACAACACCUUCUUUAGAAAGUCCUGUCACCCAAUUCAAGCUUUUUGUAUUAGGAAGCCAAGUAGCCUUAAUGAAUGGGCUAUUAGGAGAAGCUGAGUCUCAAAUAAAAGCAGCAAUUUCACUUAUAGGAGAACUCGCAACUGAAGAUAAUUUAGCUGAAAUCGAGCCUAGUCUGCAUGCCUUGAUAGGACAAAUGGUGAUUUUGCCUGAUAAUCCUGCCUCCACAUCAGGGUUUUUCUUGCCUGCACAUGGACUUCUAAAUACUCUUACAGCUUUGAAUAAGAGAUUUGAAAAAAUUAAAUACAGAGCUUUUAUUAGUAUGCUGUGGUAUUUAUCUUCUCAAGCUCAAAGCAGAUUGCCAUUUAGACUGUUUAGAGUAGAUUCUAACGAUAAAUUGAUGUCUGGGAAUAAGAAAUUCAAAGAAGAUAUGAUAACUUUGCUGGGACUGAUUUUGGAGGAACUCUUGAACUUUGUGGCUGAGUUUGGAGAAAUUAGUUCGCCUGAUGAAGAAACUAUUGAUAUUUUAAUCAAAUUUUAUUUGGCUCUUUCAAAGAUAUUUGAAGCUCCUGAAGGGUCACAAGUGGCUAUCCUUUUGAUAAGAAUUGGAAACUUGUUGAAAGAUAAAAAGGUUUCUCAAAAAUACUUGGCAUUGGUCUCCAACUAA
Blepharisma stoltei is the source of this 2793-nucleotide messenger RNA. Lineage: Eukaryota; Ciliophora; Heterotrichea; Heterotrichida; Blepharismidae. The record is from the annotation of a GenBank genome assembly.